AUGUCUCUAAAUAUACCCGACUUUGAAGCCAAAGGUUGGUUCAUCUCACAAGAAGGCAUUAACUUGAUUGCUGAAACACAUCCAGAAGCGAAAUCCCUUGACGACUACAUACAAUGUGCUAAAGACAUGGAUAUUCGCUCUCUAACUACUCAAGGGUUCAAUAAAACUGAAGAGAAGUUAACGCAAAUACCUAGUCCUGUUGUCUUACAAGUAACAGAGGUUCGUAAUAUUUCUAUACCUUCCACCAAUCAAGCCGAACAACAUCCAAGGCAACUAUCUGUAUUACUUACAGAUGGUAAGGCAAAGUUCAAAGCAGUAGAAAUGAAUGGAAAAGUAGAUGGUAUAAAGUAA
Molecule: messenger RNA, 351 nt
Organism: Mycotypha africana
Lineage: Eukaryota; Fungi; Mucoromycota; Mucoromycetes; Mucorales; Mycotyphaceae
Exons: 2
Coding region: 1-351 (116 amino acids)
Source: RefSeq, a predicted model, not a curated record